Drosophila kikkawai is the source of this 1364-nucleotide messenger RNA. RefSeq names its product regulatory particle non-ATPase 9 (gene Rpn9). The record is from RefSeq and is a predicted model, not a curated record. Gene Ontology annotation, molecular function: structural molecule activity. Gene Ontology annotation, cellular component: nucleus; cytosol; proteasome regulatory particle, lid subcomplex. Lineage: Eukaryota; Metazoa; Arthropoda; Insecta; Diptera; Drosophilidae. Gene Ontology annotation, biological process: ubiquitin-dependent protein catabolic process.
GAUACUGAUAUCGACGUUUUAGCACCUCUAGCGAUUGUGAUUUGCAAUUUUUGUAGUUUGAGAAUAUUUUACAAUAAAUUCGGAAUUAACUCGGGAUAUAGCCAGAUAUAGCCAUGUCCAACGCACAGGCAACAGUCACCGCAUACCUGGCGGCCCAGAAGAAAACCACAAACAAGGACCUGGCCGCCGAAUGGACGCUCAUCGAGGAGCUGUACAAUGAAAAACUGUGGAAUGAGCUAACCAUCAAGCUGGUCACCUUCGUGCGCCACGAGUCUCUGCAGGAUGAGACGGCGCUGCUCCAGCUCUACCAGAACUUCCUCUCCACCUUCGAAACAAAGAUCAAUCCCUACGGCCUCAUCCAAAUCCUCGAGGUGGUUGUGGACAAUAUCAGCGACAAAAAGGAGGCCAUCGAGUUCCUCGAGAAGAUGAAGGACAAGGUGAAGAUCUGCGACGAGGCGGUGUGGUAUUUGCAGGUGAUGCAGGGCAACCUCUACCUAAGCAACCUCAACGACCUGAAUGCCACCAAGAAGAUCAUCGAGGAGCUGCGCGAUGUAUUGGAGGAGGCGGGCAAUGUGACGCCCGUCCACGGAAAGUAUUACAUGCUCGCCUCCCAGUACUACCGCCGGGUGGGCAAGCACAGCGACUACUACCGGUGCGGUCUGCAGUUCCUGGGCUGCUCCCUGGACGACUUUCCUCGGGACCAGUGGGCUCAGCAGGCCUUCUUCCUUGGUCUGGCAGCCCUACUAGGCGAUGGAGUCUAUAACAUUGGAGAACUUCUGGCGCACCCCAUUCUGGAGUCGCUGAAGGGAACGGAGAACGAGUGGCUGGUGGAGCUGCUCAAGGCAUUUAAUACGGGCGAUAUCAACAAAUUCAACGACAUGAAGAAGAUCUGGUCCGGAAUUCCCGAUCUGGCCGCCCAGGAGGUGAAGCUGCGACAGAAGAUCUCCCUGCUCUGCCUCAUGGAGAUGACCUUCAAGCGCUCGGCCAUUGAGCGUGCCAUCUCCUUCACAGACAUCGCCCACGAGACCAAACUGCCCGCCAAAGAGGUGGAGCUGCUCAUCAUGAAGGCCCUGGCCUUGGAUCUCGUGCGCGGCGAGAUCGAUCAGGUGGCCGGUGUGGUGAACAUGUCGUGGGUGCAGCCGCGCGUCCUCAACCGCAACCAGAUCGCCGGCAUGGCCAGCACCCUGGACACCUGGAUGGGCGCCAUCACGAACAUGGAGAAGCUGAUGGAGAAUCGUGCCGCCGAAAUUCUCACCAAUUAGUUAUAAGUUUGCGUAUGAGUUUCGCCUGAUCUUGAUGGUCGCCACUAAUUUCCAUUUGCGAAAAUGCUUUUGUAUUUAAUUAAACCCCAAAACAAAUCUGAA